This is a messenger RNA of Emys orbicularis (European pond turtle), 1332 nucleotides long. It is a transcript of the gene FBLN5, whose product is annotated as fibulin 5. Gene Ontology annotation, biological process: elastic fiber assembly. Bases 1 to 1332 code for a protein of 443 amino acids. Gene Ontology annotation, molecular function: calcium ion binding. The transcript has 11 exons. The record is from RefSeq and is a predicted model, not a curated record. Lineage: Eukaryota; Metazoa; Chordata; Testudines; Emydidae.
AUGUUGGACAUGCAAGAAGUAAAGAGGAUACUGACUGUUUUCAUGCUGGCCACCUGCCUUACACGCCCUGGGAAAGCACAGCAGCAAUGCACUAACGGGUUUGACCUGGACCGUGCCUCUGGGCAAUGCUUAGAUAUUGAUGAAUGUCGGACUAUUCCUGAGGCCUGUAGAGGAGAUAUGGUGUGUGUUAACCAGAAUGGUGGCUAUUUAUGCAUUCCCCGAACAAAUCCAGUGUAUAGAUCACCAUAUGUGAAUCCUUAUUCAAACAUUUAUCCACCACCUCCAGCUCCCAACUACCCCACUGCUACAAGACCUCUGAUGUGUCGGUUUGGCUACCAAAUGGGCGAAAACAACCAAUGUGUUGAUAUUGAUGAAUGUGCUUCCGAGUCACACCAGUGUAACCCCACCCAGAUCUGCAUAAACACUGAAGGAGGAUACACCUGCUCCUGCACUGAGGGCUAUUGGCUCUUAGAAGGCCAGUGUUUAGACAUAGAUGAAUGUCGCUAUGGCUACUGUCAGCAGCUGUGUGCCAAUGUACCUGGUUCCUACUCCUGUACAUGCAAUCCAGGUUUUACCCUUAAUGAUGAUGGACGAACAUGCCAAGAUGUGAAUGAAUGUACAACCCAGAACCCUUGCGUGCAAAACUGCGUCAACACAUAUGGCUCUUUUCUCUGUCGCUGUGAUCCUGGCUAUGAACUGGAAGCUGAUGGAAUUAGCUGCAGUGACAUGGAUGAGUGCAGCUUCUCAGAGUUCCUUUGCCAGCACCAAUGUGUGAAUGAGCCCGGUUCUUACUACUGUUCCUGCCCCCCUGGCUAUGUUCUGCUUGAUGAUAACAGAAGCUGUCAAGAUAUCAAUGAAUGUGAGACUAGAAACUUCACUUGUACUACACAGCAAACCUGUUUCAAUAUCCAAGGAGGAUACAAAUGUCUAGACCCAGUAAAGUGUGAGGAUCCUUAUAUCCAGAUCAAUGACAAUCGCUGUAUGUGUCCAGCUGAAAACCCCGGUUGCAGAGAUCAACCAUUCACCAUCCUAUAUAGAGACAUGGACAUCAUGUCAGGACGGUCCGUGCCUUCUGACAUCUUCCAAAUGCAAGCAACAACUCGCUUCCCUGGUGCCUAUUACAUCUUCCAAAUCAAAUCAGGGAACGAGGGCAGAGAAUUCUACAUGCGGCAAACGGGACCUAUCAGUGCAACUCUAGUGAUGACCCGUCCUGUGAAAGGGCCACGUACCAUUCAAUUGGACUUGGAAAUGAUCACAGUCAACACUGUCAUCAACUUCAGAGGGAGCUCUGUCAUCCGGCUGAGGAUAUACGUAUCACAGUACCCGUUCUAA